This is a messenger RNA of Mytilus trossulus (common blue mussel), 858 nucleotides long. Its product is annotated as ependymin-related protein 2-like. Gene Ontology annotation, biological process: cell-matrix adhesion. The record is from RefSeq and is a predicted model, not a curated record. Gene Ontology annotation, molecular function: calcium ion binding. Gene Ontology annotation, cellular component: extracellular region; lysosome. The transcript has 6 exons. NCBI's taxonomy places the organism in Eukaryota, Metazoa, Mollusca, Bivalvia, Mytilida, Mytilidae. The coding region runs from base 208 to 852 and encodes 214 amino acids.
AUCGUUUAUCCUCUAUGUUGCUUACAUCAAGACAACUUGACUUAGAUACACAUUAAUGUCAUAUCAAAAUAAACCAAUUUCGCAAUAAUCGAAUCUUGUGACUGAAGAUAAGAUUUUGAUAUAAAUACUAGUAUGCUGCAACUUUUAAAUAAAAAUUGAUAAACAAAUUGAAGUAGUUCUACGUUAAAGAAGCACGACAUUUUAAAUAUGAUGAGUCUGUUGAGUAUACUGGGUUUGGUAGCACUGGUUCCGUUGGUAGCGUCAAACUGUUGUUUACCAUCUCAAUGGGAAGGCGCUGAAGGUUUUCAUGUUGGAACAGUUAUGAAUGGAACAGUCAGAGUAUCACAGGGUUUUAUGAAUAUAUCUGCCGACACAACUGGCGAGAAGAUUGCACUGAAUAUGACUGUGACCACUGGUAUUGUAGGAGCAAAAAAACAUACAUCAGAUAUGUUUGUGUUACAAGACUAUGGCCAUAAGAUGCAGUACGUUGUUGAGAAAGGCGUGUGUACAAAAUCAGCAAUGCAAGGUCCAUUUACAUUCAACUGCGUUCCUAGUAAUGCAACAAUUGUUAUGAAGACGACGAUUGGAUCAGACCAUACACCAGGGACAAUCUUUAAGAUACCUUUUGGCAGUAUUGGAGACGGUUAUUUGACUAUAACAGAUAAUGACUGUAUCCCUGUGCUAUACCAGGUUACUGCUAAUAUCAAUGGAAGGCAGACAAUGGAAUCAGUUGGUAUAUAUGAUGUCAAGAAAGGAAUAAAAGACAUGUCAGUGUUCACUGUUCCAGACAUUUGCCGCACACCAGGAACUGUUAUUAGCGUCAGCAGACCACAGAUAAAAGUUGGAUUUUAAAUAGAC